Molecule: messenger RNA, 3953 nt
Organism: Pipra filicauda (Wire-tailed manakin)
Lineage: Eukaryota; Metazoa; Chordata; Aves; Passeriformes; Pipridae
Gene: COL4A4
Product: collagen type IV alpha 4 chain
Exons: 36
Coding region: 78-3827 (1249 amino acids)
Source: RefSeq, a predicted model, not a curated record
GACCCAGAGGCAAGCAUGGUUUAGAUGGCUGCAAUGGCUCAAGGGGAGAUCCAGGAUUUCCAGGCGAAAACGGUUACAUGGGACCAAGAGGUCCUUAUGGAAAUCCAGGGCAAAAAGGAGAAAAAGGAAAUUCAGUGUAUGUUGCACAUUUUGGAAAAGGACCUCCAGGAGAGAGAGGUGAUCCUGGCCCCCCUGGCAUGCCUGGACCUAGAGGGUCAAGAGGUACAACGGGCCCAGCUGGAUACCCAGGCCAUCCAGGCUUGCCUGGUAUUCCAGGUUACCCUGGUUUGCCAGGUCAACAGGGAAAUCCAGGUAUUGGAGUGGAUGGACAAAAGGGGGAGCCGGGCGACAUUGGACUUCCUGGGCCACCUGGGUUACCACUGUUAGUUGGACCUCCUGGAGCUCAGCUGUUCAAAGGAGAAAAGGGCCAAAAAGGAUUACCUGGGGUAACAGGAUACAGAGGGCCACGUGGACCCAAAGGUAUACUUGGGAGAGGAGAAAAGGGUGAAAAAGGCCUUCCUGGAUUCCCUGGAUUGCGGGGUCAUCCUGGUGCUUAUGGACCUGCAGGUUUUCCUGGAAUGAAGGGUGAAACAGGAUUUGCUGGUUUUCCUGGACAACCUGGCUAUCCAGGCAUACAGGGGGAUCCAGGAGAAAAAGGGCCCCCAGGUCCUCCUGGAGCUGUUGGAACUCCACCGCUUCCUAUAAAAGGCCCACGAGGAGAUCCCGGAUUUCCCGGUCCUGUUGGUGAUGUGGGGUCAGCUGGACCAAUGGGUCCUGCAGGCCUGCUAGGAAGACCAGGACUUGAUGGAACAAGUCUGCCUGGCCUGCCAGGAGUAAGUGGGGCACCAGGACCUCAAGGUUUUCAAGGUGACCCUGGUUUGCCUGGAACAGGUGAAUUAAUCCCAGGAAGACCUGGAUUUCCUGGACCACCAGGCCUACCAGGACAGCCAGGAAGACAAGGCUUACCUGGACUACCCAGUGUGAUCUGUACUGACAGAGGUAUCCCUGGAGAACCUGGAGCAAAAGGUCAGAUAGGCCUUCCAGGAAGAAAAGGUGCAAAAGGAGAAAAGGGAAGUCAAGGCCUCUGCUCGUGUCGUGCUGGUCCUCCUGGUCCCCGUGGUGUGCAAGGACCUCCAGGUGUUCAAGGAAAGAAAGGACAAAUGGGAUACCCUGGAAGAUACGGAGAAAAGGGUGACCCAGGCUUAUCUGGUGCAAUGGGGUCACCAGGGCUCCCUGGGACCCCUGGUUCUGCUGGACAGCACGGUGAAAAAGGAGAGAAGGGUGAUCCAGGAAGAGUUAGGAUAAAAGGAUUAAAAGGUGAAAGAGGACCUACUGGGGUUCCAGGAUUUCCAGGCCAGAGAGGUCUUGAUGGCAGAGACGGGGAACUAGGAUUGCCUGGGGAAAAAGGAGUUGAGGGCGAUGCUGGAGUAUCGCUUCCAGGUGAUAAAGGAUUCCCUGGGCUCCCAGGACCUCCUGGGGUAAAAGGACAGAUGGGAUUGCCUGGUUUGGGGUUUCCUGGCCCUCCAGGAGCCAGAGGUAGCCCUGGAGACUUUGGUGAUACUGGUAAUGUUGGGCCACCUGGUCCAAAAGGCCAGAAAGGUGAAACUGUCUGCAUCACAUCACGAUACCCUGGAAAUCCAGGUCCCCCAGGUUUUAAAGGUGUUCAAGGACCAAAGGGUUUAAAAGGACUCCCAGGGCAUCCUGGACCAAAUGGCUUUGAAGGGCAAAAAGGCCGUCGAGGCAGGCCAGGAGCAGGAAUCCCUGGGCCAGAAGGCUUUCGAGGCAUAGCUGGUGAUCCUGGUGAUCAAGGUGAAAGAGGAUCUACAGUUGAUGGUAAAAAUGGCCCUCCAGGUCCACCUGGCAUAGAUGGUCAGAAAGGUCUUCCAGGUGACACCACAUAUGGCCCUCCGGGAAUCCCAGGCAACAGGGGACUACCAGGGCCCCCUGGUGCACAAGGAGCAAGGGGUAAUCCAGGCAUUCCUGGGCUUCAAGGACAACCUGGCACCCCGGGAUUUCCAGGUGCCAAGGGUUUUAGAGGCCCAGAAGGUGAUAUAGGAGCACCAGGCUGUCCAGGCUUCCCUGGUCCACCAUGUGUUGCAGGCUUACCAGGGCCACCAGGACUCAGAGGUGCCAUGGGCCUACCAGGACCUCAAGGUUUACCAGGCUUUAAAGGUCAGAGGGGAGACAGGGGCCUAGCUGGGCCACCUGGAAUCAAAGGUCUGAAAGGUUCUCCAGGCUCACAAGGUCCCCCAGGUCCUCCAGGCUCACAAGGACUUCCAGGACUUCCAGGCAAUAGAGGACCUCCUGGUUUCCCAGGAGAAACAGGAAGCAAAGGGAUUCAGGGACCCCAAGGAUUCCCAGGACUCCCAGGAAUACAAGGCACAGUGGGAAUCUCCGGAGUAAAAGGCGAAGAAGGAGAAAUGGGUCUGCCUGGGCCUAGUGGAGAAUGUGGGGAUAUAGGAAUAAAAGGUGAAAGAGGGUCUCCAGGAGACAGUGGCUACAUUAACAUCCGUUUAGAGAAAGGACAAACGGGAGACCCAGGGUUUCCUGGUGAGAAUGGAUUUAGAGGUGAAAGAGGUGAAAAAGGCAAUACUGGUUUCAGAGGCACCCGAGGAUUUCCAGGGAAGAAUGGUGUUCCAGGACUGCCAGGUGACCAAGGUGACACUGGAGUGAUGGGGUUUCCAGGAUCAUUGGGUUUCCCAGGACCAAAAGGCUUUAAAGGAAUUACAGGUUUUCAAGGAGAACCAGGUGACCAGGGUGAUGUUGGCUUACCAGGAAUCCCUGGAAAUCCAGGACUGACUGGCCCAAAAGGAUGCAAAGGUGAGAGAGGUGACCCAAGUCCUCUGCUUGGUGCACGUGGUCGGAAAGGGGCUCCCGGAGAUCCAGGAUUUCCAGGACUCUGUGGAUUCCCAGGGGAGAAGGGUUCACCAGGAAUCCAAGGACAACCUGGAGGACCAGGAUCCAAGGGUGACCCUGGAUAUCCAGGAAUACCUGGAUUACCAGGAGCUACAGGUCCUCAGGGAUUACCAGGUGAACCUGGAGAAAGAGGGAAACAUGGAAUUUUGGGGCCUCCAGGAUUGCAAGGGUUACCUGGAUCCCAAGGUAGAAAAGGUCUUCCUGGACUUCCUGGACUGGAUGGCUUGGAUGGACUAAAAGGUCAAAAAGGUUCUGCAGGAGCUCCAGGUCAAAGUGAAACAGGGCCUCCAGGAUACUCAGGAGAAAUUGGACCAAAAGGAGACAGAGGUGAACCUGGAUGGCCUGGUAUUUCUAUUCCAGGCCCCCCUGGAGAAAGGGGAUUCCCAGGAUUCCCAGGUAGAAGAGGACCUGUUGGACCCACUGGACCUAUGGGAAGAUGUCCUGAUAGUGCUUCUCCUGGUCCUCCAGGUGAUCAAGGACCACCUGGCUUAGAUGGCAUCAGAGGUCAUCCUGGGAAUCCUGGUCCUCCUGGAGAGACCAUCUUUGUGCGAGGGGAUCCAGGCGAUAUCGGCGUUCGAGGGGCACCAGGUAAUCCUGGGCAGCGAGGACAACAAGGAGCCAGAGGUCUUCCAGGGAACCAAGGAAGAGAAGGCCCAAAGGGUCCUAUGGGGAUCCCUGGCCCACAGGGUCCACCUGGUGCUACAGGACAACCAGGAGACCAAGGUUUUCAAGGAAGACCUGGUCCCAGAGGUCCCACAGGUAGUUAUGAACCUGUCGUUCACUGUCACUCAACUGUAGCUGUGAUCCUUCUAUUCACAUAUAAUCAUACUAAUGUUUACCUGCAUACAGACAAUUUAAACAAGCUCAGAAAAAAACCCCACAACUGCCAACUUGAUUUCUCAUUUGAGUAGCGUAAAAAUUUCUGAACUAAGUAUUUGUUUCUAAUGUCACCUCAUGUAAGUGAUUUCACUUCUCAUUCCAUUCUUUACUCUAAUUUACAUGCCUGAAACUUGCUUCCACCUGCACCACAACGGCCA